AUGCUUUUCCGAAAGAACUCGAACAAAACCACCCGGGCCCCCAAAGCAGCAGCAGGAAACAGAGUUGCUCGAAUAUCUUAUUUCGAACUGAACAAAGACGCCAAACGCUCAAAGGGAAUGUCCAAAUCUGCCUCCAAGAAUUCGACUCCUACAACCCCUCCUUGCGAUGUGGACCAAGCGCCUGGUUCCGCCCCUCCUGUGCCGGAACGCAGUUUUGUCCUGAUUGCAGUAGUCGGUCUUCCCCCUAUUGAUUUGUCAGAUUGGUACAUCGUCGAAUCACCUGCGAACUAA
Messenger RNA from Puccinia graminis f. sp. tritici CRL 75-36-700-3, 291 nucleotides. RefSeq lists its product as uncharacterized. The coding region runs from base 1 to 291 and encodes 96 amino acids. The record is from RefSeq and is a predicted model, not a curated record. Lineage: Eukaryota; Fungi; Basidiomycota; Pucciniomycetes; Pucciniales; Pucciniaceae. The transcript is spliced from 3 exons.